UUAUUAUGAUGAUGAUCCCAUACCUUCUUUUCUCAUUUCCUCUCUUCUUCGGGAAAAAUCCUCUCUCUCUGCCUGAUUCGUGAGAAGAAGAUAUGGGCGUUGAUUUGGAUUUGGAAUCUAUCUCCGAGGCCACAUCUGGAGCCAUAGGAUCGCUUCUCAGCACAACUAUUCUAUACCCUCUUGAUACCUGUAAAUCCAAGUUCCAGGCCGAGAUUCGUGUUCGCGGCCAGCAGAAAUACAGAUACCUGUCAGAUGUAUUUUGGGAAGCAAUUUCUUCAGGAAAUGUUCUCUCGCUGUAUCAAGGCCUAGGGACUAAGAAUUUGCAGUCCUUCAUUUCUUCCUUCAUCUACUUCUAUAGUUAUAGCUAUUUCAAGAGGUUACAUAGUGAGAGGAUAGGCUCAAAGUCAAUUGGCACAAAGGCUAACCUUCUCAUUGCUGCUGCUGCUGGGGCUUGUACCUCUGUAUUGACACAACCUCUAGAUACAGCUUCAUCAAGGAUGCAAACAAGCGAGUUUGGAAAAUCAAAAGGGUUGUGGAAGACCUUAACCGAGGGUUCAUGGGGAAAUGCAUUUGAUGGCCUUGGGAUUUCUCUUUUACUGACCUCGAAUCCCGCAAUUCAGUACACAGUGUUUGAUCAGCUGAAACAGAACCUCCUUGAAAAAACAAAGGCAAAAGCCAAGAAAGAUUCUUCCCCUGUAGUCCUCUCUGCCUUUAUGGCGUUCUUGUUAGGUGCGGUCUCAAAAAGUGCUGCCACCGUCAUCACGUAUCCAGCAAUCAGGUGCAAGGUGAUGAUCCAAGCAGCAGAUGACUCGAAGGAGAAUGAAGCGAAGAAUCCUCGAAAAAGAAUCAGGAAAACGAUUCCAGGGGUCGUCUAUGCUAUAUGGAAAAAGGAAGGGGUCUUAGGGUUCUUCAAAGGCUUGCACGCUCAGAUCUUAAAGACAGUUUUGAGCUCGGCGUUGCUGCUAAUGAUCAAGGAGAAAAUCACUGCAACUACUUGGAUCCUCAUUUUAGCAAUAAGAACACUGUUUGUCACAAAAGGUAGGUUGAAAAGUCCAUAGAGAUCGCGCUUCCGCAAGUGUCCCAAGGCCAAAGAAGGAGCAAAGACUUUGGUUUGGCUUGUCUGUACUGAAAGAUCUUCUACAGCUUUCUCAUUUCAAGAACAAUUGAUUUUGAGUAAGGAUCUGAUUGUGGAGGUCGCAUAAAGCUUCUCAUUGUUGCCAGAUUGAGUUUCUGGGCGUAGAGAACAUUCUGGUUAUUGUGUAGUUCUGUUUGUUUUCUUCAGUUGUAAUAAAAUGCAAGAAGGAUCUCUGCGUAGAGAGAAUCAUGUGACUCUGAUAAAACCUGUUCUAUGUGACUACAAUCUUAGGCAUCUUAAAUUCUUCA
This is a messenger RNA of Eutrema salsugineum, 1383 nucleotides long. Its product is annotated as peroxisomal adenine nucleotide carrier 2. Gene Ontology annotation, cellular component: peroxisomal membrane. Gene Ontology annotation, biological process: ADP transport; ATP transport; peroxisome organization. The record is from RefSeq and is a predicted model, not a curated record. The transcript is spliced from 5 exons. Gene Ontology annotation, molecular function: ATP transmembrane transporter activity; ADP transmembrane transporter activity. NCBI's taxonomy places the organism in Eukaryota, Viridiplantae, Streptophyta, Magnoliopsida, Brassicales, Brassicaceae. The coding region runs from base 93 to 1058 and encodes 321 amino acids.